Molecule: messenger RNA, 486 nt
Organism: Cucumis sativus (cucumber)
Lineage: Eukaryota; Viridiplantae; Streptophyta; Magnoliopsida; Cucurbitales; Cucurbitaceae
Exons: 2
Coding region: 17-268 (83 amino acids)
Source: RefSeq, a predicted model, not a curated record
AGUGGAAGCCCAAGAAAUGAAAGAACCUCCGCGUUUCUUCUUCUUCUCUGAAUCGGCGGAGGAAUUUGGUGAGAGAGAAAUUGAAAUGGGGAAAUCCUUCACUCUGAUUCAGACUGUUGCGACUGCCGGAGCCUUCUCUGCGAUUUCAUUCUGGUAUGGUUUCAUGUUUGGAAGAGAGUCAGCUCGUAAAGACUUGGGAGAUUUAAUUCAAGAUCUACGACGAGGAAUUUCAAAACCCGAUUCUUCUUCUGAAACUCCUCAUUCUUGAUUUGCUACUUUAUGUCUUUCACCUUAUGGAACAAGAAGAUCUGUAGUUUUUGAAUUGAUGCGUUUUGUGAAGUAUCGAUUAACCUAGAUAUUUGGAACCAUAUCGAUUUUGUAUUUUGUACAAAGCUCAAGGCGUUUUGUGGGUCUCUCUUCAAUCCUUCCAUUUCUUUUUUGUUAUUCUCAUCAAAUUUGCAAAUUUUAUUCUAAAUUUUCUCUUCA